This is a messenger RNA of Panicum hallii, 974 nucleotides long. RefSeq names its product basic leucine zipper 8-like. Bases 302 to 778 code for a protein of 158 amino acids. The transcript has a single exon. The record is from RefSeq and is a predicted model, not a curated record. Lineage: Eukaryota; Viridiplantae; Streptophyta; Magnoliopsida; Poales; Poaceae. Gene Ontology annotation, molecular function: DNA-binding transcription factor activity. Gene Ontology annotation, biological process: regulation of DNA-templated transcription.
AGACAUUUUUUUAGAAAGUCUAGCUUUCCUUGUGACAAUGACAUAUUUACAACAAAACCUUAAAUGGUUGUAUCUAAUAAAACGAAGAUGAUAAUCUCAAACAGACACAAAGUUAGAAAGCAAAUUUUCUUACAACACAGGUGGGUCCGUGUCUUCUACUUUAGGGGCUGCUUUCUUGCAAUUUAAAAGGAACACAUCCCUCCUCAUCCUUCCCCUCCAUUCAUUCAAGACGUGGCUCGAGGGUAAAAUCGCUGCUUGUUUCCUUCUACACACUGCAAACCUCCAAGCCCCUCCCUUCAGCAUGCAACAAAAUUGUGUAGCCAAUUUAGCAUGCCUCCCUGGUUUGGACUUCACUAGCUUUUUCCUACCACAAAAUGAUCUCCACAUCUAUGAUGUCAAUCCACUGGGCAUGGUUGGUCCAUACAACUACAAUGGAAGUACCACCAUCAGCUCAAUGUCUGCUGGGACUGCGGACAAUCAAGAUAGGCGCAACAAUGAUGAGAGGAAGAAGAGAAGGUUAGCAUCAAACCGUGAGUCUGCCAGGAGGUCGCGUGUGAGGAAGCAGAGGCGCUUGGACGACCUGUCAUCACAGGUCGCGGAGCUCCUGGAUACAAACCAGAGGCUUCUUAUUGAGCUCAACCACAUGAUCGCCAGGCAUUCUCGAGUAGUUCGUGAGAAUGCCAAGCUUAGAGAAGAAGCUGCUGCCUUGCAGAAAAGGCUCAAUGAGAUGGAAGUGGAAGAAGCUGAAGCUGCACCAGGCACCCCCGAGGUGGCUUAGUUUGAGAAAAAAUGUACAAUAUCGUGGUUAGUAGCCUCAUGGAACUGUUAUGUAGAUAGAUACUAAUUCAGUGGUCUAUUUGUUCUAAGGGAGCAUAUAAGUACAUAUAGGAGAUUACAUGCUUUAUUUAUAUUCUUUCACUGAACCUUUUCUUGAACUAAUAUGAAUCAGCACAAUCGAGCUCUAGCAAGGCAUG